CACAGCUGCUGAUGGGAAGAGGGGAAACAGCAAAGACAAGAUUGUCACACUCCAGAAGAGAGAGAGAGAGAGAGAGAGAGAGAGAGAGAGAGAGAGAGAGAGAGAGAGAAGGAGAGCAGAUAUACUGUCCAUGUUCAUCCUCAUCAUUCCGGGGAUUAGGAUUGGAGGACAGCAGCCUUUCAGCAGCCACAGACGGACGAUAGGUUACCAACGCACACCUGCACGGAUCAAAGUUAAUCAUCAGAUUCAGUGAAGGUUUUCAUAAUUCAGGUCACAGGAAAUGGGAGCACAAUGUGUCCUGAAGGGAAGCUUCAGUAGGAACCUUGUGAUUUCUCCACACUCUGCAAUGGCUGUGAGACUCAACAAGACAACAUAAGUGCAGGAGCCAAGCAACACAACACAAGUAGACACUCGAUGUGAUUUGACUCUCCGGGACACCGCAUUGCAAUCAACAGAUUGAGUGUUUUGUAUCUAUGCUUACUGUGUGUCCAAGUGGUUGUAGCUUGGUUUUGAUCAGAACUCUGCACUUACUACAACCUGGAACAGAUGGGCAAUAAGAUGUUUACUCAUGAAAGAAAAUGGAAUACUACAUGAUUGCCCACUAAGAAUCCUGUGAAUCAGGCUGUACAGUAGAUACCUUGCGAAUUCCUGCAUACCCCGUAUUGCUUGUGUAGCUAAGAGGAAAAUGAGAAUAUAUAGGUUGUCUGGACUUUAUAAUGAAAAUUCUCUUGGGUGACAGUGGCAAAGAAGUUCCUUUUGAAAUAUGAACAGGAUCCUUUUUUUCUGUGAAUUGUCAUAGAAACCAAAAGUCCUGACACUUUUAGUCUAGCUGUUGUUCUGCUAACUCAAGGAAUGUCUCAUUAUCUUACUAUAUUAGAUAAAUGAGUACUAAUACAGAACUCGCUAUUAGGAUUUGAACCCUUCAUGAUUUUAACAAAAUAACAAAACAAUGAUUAGUUAGUAUUUGAAAAACUACAGCCCCUAAGAAGUCUUUUCAGAGUGUCAGCACAAGUAUGACGUGUUUUAGAUAUCUACGCCAUUCGGUACACCCUGUCCACUCUCGUAGCGGCAGCCACUUGACAAGCUUGGGCUUGUGGGCUGAGGUGUUCUUGAAAGGUUGCUAAAAUAGAAUGAUUGAAUGAAUAAUAAAGUAUUACCAUCCCUGCCUAGACAAAUGUAGUAGGCCGCACAACCUACUGUUGAUCAAGGUUAUGUUUUAGGCCUGGCUCUUUGGCAAUCGGUGGUAUUACAAAUCCAAGAAGCCCAAAAGCUUGACUUCAGCUCUCUGUAACUUCAUUAGCUAGCACCAUUAUCAUUUAAACUUAAAGUUAACAUCAAAUACCCACCAAAACUGACCAUGGAUUUCAAUGGGAGCCGGGACUAUGGGUCCUACCCAACAGGGCUGCCCUAUAACACAAGCACGGACUACGAGUACUACUACCCAGAGCUUUACGCUAGUAGAAUCAUCCUCCCAUCUAUCUAUGCUCUUGUCUGCUGUAUAGGUCUUAUUGGCAAUGCCAUGGUCAUCUACGUCAUUCUGAAAUAUGCCAAAAUGAAAACAGCCACAAACAUUUACAUCCUCAAUUUGGCAAUUGCUGACGAGUUGUUCAUGUUAAGUGUUCCUUUUCUGGCCACAUCAGCUGCCAUCCGCCAUUGGCCCUUCGGGUCGCUGAUGUGUAGGUUGGUGCUGAGUGUGGAUGGUAUCAAUAUGUUUACAUCAAUCUUCUGCUUGACUGUGCUGAGUGUGGACCGUUACGUAGCAGUGGUCCACCCUAUCAAGGCUGCCCGGUACCGCAGGCCCACUGUAGCCAAAGUAGUCAAUGUGUGUGUAUGGGGGCUGUCACUUUUAGUUAUCCUGCCCAUCAUUAUCUUCGCAGACACUGUCCGGGCGCCAGACGGUGCUGUGGACUGUAAUUUCUUGUGGCCUGAAUCGGCGUGGUCAGAGGCAUUUGUGGUCUACACGUUUCUGUUGGGGUUUCUGCUGCCGGUUGGAGCCAUCUGCUUAUGUUACUGUUUAAUGGUGGCCAGGAUGCGAGCAGUGGGGCUAAAAGCAGGCUGGCUUCAACGACGGCGCUCAGAGAAGAAGAUCACCCGCAUGGUGCUGCUAGUUGUGGCCGUGUUCGUUCUCUGCUGGAUGCCCUUCUAUAUCAUCCAGCUGGUCAGCGUUUUCCACCGUCCCCCAGACCCCAUGGUGACUCAGCUUUUUGUCAUCCUCAGCUACGCUAACAGCGGCGCCAAUCCUAUCCUGUACGGCUUUGUGUCUGACAAUUUCCGGCGGUCAUUCCAGCGCAUUGUGUGUUUCCGCUGGCUGGAAUCUGGGCUGGAUGCGGAACAGGUAGAUUACUGUGCUGUAGCUUUGAAGAGACAAGCAACAUGUAACCCUCUGGAUUUUCCCAAGGACUGUAUGGCUUCUGAUAUGGUGUUUCGCAAUGGGACAUAUACCUCCCGUACAACCACAAUGUAGUGGUAGAGUUUUAUUGUCUUAAGGUUUAUAAUGGGGAGAUUGAUAUCCUUUUCAUUCAUACAUUAUAAAACUUAAACUACAUAGAGUUCAAAUAUAUCAUCAUUUUUUUGUAAUAUCCCCUGAAGUACACAGGUGUGCCAUACAGAAAUGGACUUGACAAAGUGUAAACUCCUUAAUAAGAAUUUUGCGAUACGGAACACAAAGUUGAGAAAGCCAGAAGAACAACUAAUGGAUAAGCAGAAAAUGUAAAGUUCAGAAGCUGAUCUGACUGGCUGACAUGUUAAGAGAAAAACUGAAAAAGAUGUAUUUAACUGUAAGAAUCCCACAAAUGUUCUGUAAGUGGGCAAGGAUGUAAAGCACCAAUGACUGUAAGCACAAAAUGGUUAUUCUUAUUGACAUGUAUCAACUUACUUUAGGUUAUAGCCAGCCCUAAGUAUAAGAGGCUGCUUGGAUACCCCGCAAACUAAUUACAAAUGUAAAAUACCAUGAUUGUUUGUCAAAAUGUAACUGUUUAUUUACAAAUACACCCCCAAAAAAUCAUCCAAUGACACCCCCAAAAUGCCCAAAUUAUACAGUUCACAGAUGUAUUUUAACAAUUCAGAUUACCUUCAGAUUAAUUUGGCAAAAACACAGUUAUGACGACCUGUCACAUUCACAUAGUUACACCAGUACAACCACAUUCUGAUCUGCUGGCCACUGAGCAGCUCCACUGGAGCGGCUGAGGUUAAGGGCAAGGGCACCUCAGUGGUGGUGAUG
Perca flavescens (yellow perch) is the source of this 3220-nucleotide messenger RNA. It is a transcript of the gene sstr1b, whose product is annotated as somatostatin receptor 1b. Bases 1358 to 2464 code for a protein of 368 amino acids. Gene Ontology annotation, cellular component: neuron projection; plasma membrane. The record is from RefSeq and is a predicted model, not a curated record. Gene Ontology annotation, biological process: neuropeptide signaling pathway; cellular response to glucocorticoid stimulus. The transcript has 2 exons. Gene Ontology annotation, molecular function: somatostatin receptor activity; neuropeptide binding. Lineage: Eukaryota; Metazoa; Chordata; Actinopteri; Perciformes; Percidae.